Molecule: messenger RNA, 1095 nt
Organism: Drosophila grimshawi
Lineage: Eukaryota; Metazoa; Arthropoda; Insecta; Diptera; Drosophilidae
Product: basic salivary proline-rich protein 2
Exons: 2
Coding region: 1-1095 (364 amino acids)
Source: RefSeq, a predicted model, not a curated record
AUGAAAGCCGUUCUAAUUGUAGUCGUCGGGCUGUUGGCCAUCGGCGUCCAGACACGGAUCAGUUGGCUAGUGCAAGCCUAUACGAAGGACAUUGAACCACCUAGUCCAAAUAAACCUGAUGAGCUUCAUCCACAGACUCCUCCUCCGGUCGACACCAUUCCCACUGCUCCGCCAACUGAAGGCACCUUUCCCACUGGUCCGCCAACUGAAGGCACCAUUCCCACUGGUCCUCCGCCAACUGAAGGCACUAUUCCCACUGGUCCGCCAACUGUAGGCACCAUUCCCACUGGUCCGCCAACUGUAGGCACCAUUCCCACUGGUCCGCCAACUGUAGGCACCAUUCCCACUGGUCCGCCAACUGAAGGAACCAUUCCCACUGGUCCGCCAACUGUAGGCACCAUUCCCACUGGUCCGCCAACUGAAGGCACCAUUCCCACUGGUCCUCCGCCAACUGUAGGCACCAUUCCCACUGGUCCGCCAACUGAAGGCACCAUUCCCACUGGUCCUCCGCCAACUGUAGGCACCAUUCCCACUGGUCCGCCAACUGAAGGCACCAUUCCCACUGAUCCUCCGCCAACUGUAGGCACCAUUCCCACUGGUCCGCCAACUGAAGGCACCAUUCCCACUGGUCCUCCGCCAACUGUAGGCACCAUUCCCACUGGUCCGCCAACUGAAGGCACCAUUCCCACUGGUCCGCCAACUGAAGGCACCAUUCCCACUGGUCCGCCAACUGUAGGCACCAUUCCCACUGGUCCGCCAACUGUAGGCACCAUUCCCACUGGGCCGCCAACUGAAGGCACCAUUCCCACUGGUCCGCCAACUGUAGGCACUAUUCCUACUGGUCCGCCAACUGAAGGCAAUAUUCCCACUGGUCCGCCAACUGUAGGCACUAUUCCUACUGGUCCGCCAACUGUAGGCACCAUUCCCACUGGUCCGCCAACUGAAGGCACCAUUCCCACUGGUCCGCCAACUGAAGGCACCAUUUCCACUGGUCCUCCGCCAACUGUAGGCACCAUUCCCACUGCUCCUCCGCCAACUGUAGGCACCAUUCCCACUGGUCCGCCAACUGAAGGCACCAUUCCCACUGAUCCUUAA